Anopheles coluzzii is the source of this 12864-nucleotide messenger RNA. RefSeq names its product protein toll-like. Gene Ontology annotation, cellular component: membrane. Gene Ontology annotation, molecular function: transmembrane signaling receptor activity; protein binding. Gene Ontology annotation, biological process: innate immune response; toll-like receptor signaling pathway. The record is from RefSeq and is a predicted model, not a curated record. Bases 1724 to 4777 code for a protein of 1017 amino acids. The transcript is spliced from 3 exons. NCBI's taxonomy places the organism in Eukaryota, Metazoa, Arthropoda, Insecta, Diptera, Culicidae.
CAUUACUGUUAUUCUUCUUCUAUUUGCCGUAACGUCCUACGCGGACAUGCCGGCCUAUACAGGUUGUUGAUACUUCAUUCAUUACCAUGCAGCCGGAUAGUCCUUGCUAUGGGGAGGUCCAUUCUAGGCUUGAACCCAUGACGGGCAUGUUAUUGAGUCGUUCGAGUUGACGACUGUACCACGGGACUGACCCUAUUAUAAUUAUUAUGAUUAUGAUGAAGCAUACGUUGGAAGGCAACAAAGUAGAACAAUUGCCCGAUAAGAUAUAUGAGAACGUUGGCAUUCGUAUUACAAUAACUAUCAGAUGCUGUUUCAUAAACAGCACGUGCAUAGAAGCCGGAUGACAUCAUUUGGAUUUAUCAUCUAGUUCAGUGCUCUCCAACCUUCUAAGGAUGGCGGACCACUUGGUUUAAAAAAUACAUUUGACAUUCGCGGACCGCGGACCACAGGUUGGAGACCACUGAUCUAACUGGUAUAUACAUAUUUAUAAUAUUGCCUAUACCAAUGCAUUGUUAAUUUAGAACUUCCCGACAAACACAAUACUUACUAGUUCUUUUAAAAUGGUUUGAAGACUACGCUGAAUGUAGCUGAUCAUAUUAACAGAUUGUAAAAAAUUUAUAUCUGUGUUCUUUCCAUGCUAAAAACAUUAAUGUCCAAACAUUGGACGCAUACACAUAGCGUCACUAAAUGAGAGUCUGAUAACCAACCGAUGCGCACACACACUGGCACUCCAUCCAUCAAAAUUUCCUUUCAUGAGUAUGCUGGUGAGUAGCUGAGCGUCUAUGAUUUAUUUAUAUGCCUAUGUUGCAGAGCCUACACAAUCAUGACUAACGUUAAUCAACCGAUUCUUAGAAACUUGAAAAUUUGAAAGAGAGCCACAUAUUCCAGUCCAAUGAUUCAUUUAUAUUUUUGCUAUAAUAUACUGACCAAAAGGCUAACAUCAUUUUAGCUAUUCAACAGUUUUUAACAGUUUUAUACCAUUGGCCUAUGGAAGUAAAUGUUCAUGUUUUGAUACAACAAAAACACCGAUUCCUGUUUGGAACUCCCAAGAUCCAACAUUCAUUCAAAGCCAAAGUACAAUGGUAGAAUAUCACAGUAACUUCGAGUCAUCAUCAUAUCUGCACAAAACCGCGACUAUGAUAUGCUGGUACUGCACAUGCUUGAUACAAUAUAUGUGAUACAACAUACAUGAAUCGAGGGAAGUUUCGGAUCUAUUUUUUGCAUGGGCUGAAUAAUUAUCGAUGUGUUAUUUUGAUUGGUCGGUCUCGUGGUACAGUCGUCAACUCGUAUGACUUAACGAAACGCCCGUCAUGGGUUCAAGCCCCAUAUGGACCGUGUCUCCAUGUGUAGGACUAUCCUGCUAUGAGAUAAUCCAUAAGUCACUGAAAGCCAAGCCCACUAGUGGGGUACAGGCAGGCUGACAACGAUUAAUUGAGCCUAAGACGAAGAAGAAGUUGUUUCCAUUUCCAAAAGUGCAAGAUAAGCGUAUUCAGUUGUCUUGCCUUAUUUAUAACGUUUUUAUGAUUGCCACUUUUUAUGUGUCGAAACUCAUGCGCAAUCAUUUUCAUUCGACAUCUGGUACUCACUUGACGAAACUAACUUUUGUGUAAUUCUCUCUUGACAUCCAUGCGUCAGUAGUCUGUGAUUCAGCUAAUCGGAAUGCGUCCUUUUGUUUUUUUUUUAUAUUUAUUCUCUUUCAAAGCCAAUCAAUCUAACACAAACAAUGUGUUGUUCAAAACAGUUUUCCAAAAAAACAGUAGCUGUGCAUAUCUCGCCCUCUUCAAUGUUUAUCUCUUGGAUACACUGUUUAAACCUGGUGGUAUUUAUGGCAGCAUGUGCAAACGGCAAUACCUGCACCGUUUCAAAUCCGUCUAGUUGGGAGGCAAUAAUUGAAUGCCCCAACUUUAACGUUAAUCUUACAUAUUAUGAAGACGACAACUAUCUAGAAGUGAUAUGUCCAAACAUGCCUAACUUUGAGUUGCUACGAGACCUCCCAGAUCUACCGAGCUUUACGGUCAACGAGCUGGUUUAUCGGAACUGCCCACUCCCAGUCAAUAAUCAGUCACUUAUCGAACUGCUUUCGGCCUUUGUUAAUCGCUCCAAUCAGUCAUAUAUCAAUAAAUUAUUCCUCAUUGACAAUGCAGAACUAUCUGAGGAUAUCACGUUGGAUCCGCAGCUGUUUGCCGGACUAUUCAAAUUACAAUUCCUUUUAAUACAAAACCUUGCUGAUAUCUCGUUUGACAAUCCUCUGCUGUUCAGACACCUGCCCCAGUUAAAGAAAAUCGAAUUUCACGGUAGAAAUCGUGUUUCUGGAACAAUCUUACAACAACUGAAGCAACUCAAAGAACUUUAUAUGCAUAAUUCGGACAUGAAAAAACUACCAAAAGAGCUAGUUUCCAAUCUGCCUAAACUUGAGACUCUGUACCUCGACAAAAAUAAACUCAAGCAUGUUAGUCAGUUUACCACGCUACCGAAUCUUAUGUAUCUAAACAUCAGUUCUAACCAACUAGUGAAACUACAAGAAAACGUGUUCAGUAGGCUGCCGAAACUCAAGAUACUUGACCUAUCGUCAAAUAAACUAAAGAGACUUGCCACCGAUUUGUUCAUGGAAAACAACCACCUGGAAGUCUUUAAGGCAGAUGAUCAGAAAUGUUCGGAACUUGUACUAGAAAAAAAUGUGUUCACUGAGCAAAAAUUUCUUAAGGAAGUGUCUUUAUCCAACUGUAAAAUAACCGCACUACCGGAAGGAAUUUUUCAACAUUGUCUCCAACUAUUCAAAGUUGACCUGAGCCACAACAAAUUACAAAGCCUUCCGGAGGAUCUGUUGAGUGAUUCGUUCGCUGUAGAGCUUUAUUUACAGCACAACGAAUUUAUUAACAUGCAGCCCGAAUCUCAGCUGCUUGGAGCAAAUGAUGUGUGUUUUCUAGACCUUAGCCACAACAAAAUUACAACGUUGAGCAUACAACUACUGAAAUCUUUCAGCUCUUUGAAACAGUUACAACUUCACAAUAACCAGCUGUAUAUGAUCGAUGUUGAUGCAUUUAAAUCGCAGUCACAUUCACUAAUAUUUCUCAAUCUCAGCCACAAUCGACUGACACUACAUGAGAAUAAUGAUCGGAUGAUUAACAGUACAUCCUGGAUACUUUUUCGCCCUUUAAUCAAACUUGCGCACUUGGAUCUUUCGUACAACGAAAUUACCAACAUAUUUGAUCACUUUAAAAAUUUCAUGGAUAAUCUUCAAUCUCUUGACCUGUCGCACAACUUUAUCACACACAUCAGCUAUACAGAUUUUCCAUUUCUGUCGGCCAAGAUUAACCUGGUCAAUUUGGAGUCAAACAAGAUUACACAUCCCGAUUUCGACCUCAGCCGCAUUGAACCACUCCAUCGCUUACCCAACGAAAUAUUUCUCGCUGAUAAUCCACUCAACUGUGACUGUAUUUCAUCGUCGCUAGUCACAUAUCUACAGGCGCAUUUGAAUGCCAGUAAAUCAAUCCCACUAAAGGGACUUCAAUGCGCUCAGCCACCCGCGCUGUUUGGACGUAAACCGCAAACACUGCGCGCGGAGGAUCUGCUUUGUGAAAAAGAAACAUUAUUUGGUUUUUGUCCGAUCGAGUGCAAAUGCUACAAACGGCCCGUUGAUCAGGCGGCCAUAAUCAACUGCACCGCUGCUAAUCUUACCCGUGUUCCCGUCAUCAAAAGCCCAUCGAUCAUCAAAUGUAGUUUUAUCGAGCUGCAUCUGGAACAGAAUAAGCUAAAUGCCCUAUCUAACGGAAGUGAAGGAUGGAAUACCGUUCGCCGGCUUUAUAUCUCAAACAACAGCUUCACCACUCUGCCUGGAGAUCGUCUGCCCGAACAGCUCGAGCUUCUUGAUGUCUCUGGCAAUCAAUUGACCGAGGUCGACGCAGCCUUCAUAAUCAAGCUGAAUCAUACCGCUCUCCGAAACAUCAGCCUGUCAGCGAAUCCUUGGGAUUGCCACUGUGAAAAUCCACUGCUUGCGUUCGCCGUCGAUAAUGCAGCACGCAUUACGGACUUCUCCACCCUCCAGUGCUCCGACGGUCAACCGAUCAACUCGGCUACACUGAACGAGCUGUGUGCUUGGACGACAACCCUCAGUUUCUAUAUCAGUUCGGCAGUUUCACUGUUACUUAUUGUAUGCUUACUCGCCAUCUGGUUGUACAUGAAAUACAGCCUGGAGAUCAAAGUGUGGCUCUUCAAGCAUAAUUUGCUACAGUGGUUGGUUACGGAGGAGCAAAUCGAUAUGGAUAAGCGAUACGAUGCAUUUAUUUCGUACUCGCACAAGGAUGAGGAGUUCGUCACAGGCCAGAUGUUACCGAGGCUUGAGAGCGAAGAGCUCAACUUCAAAAUCUGCUGGCACGUGCGUGACUUUAUGCCGGGCGAGAUGAUUGCCUCGCAGAUCACGAAAGCUGUCGAGGAUUCACGACGCACCAUUAUCAUCCUCUCGCACAACUACCUCGAGUCUGUGUGGGGUCAGAUGGAGUUUAACACUGCGUACUUACAGUCGUUGGAGGACAAGCGCAACCGCGUAAUUCCCAUCAUCUACCAGGAUAUUGGCGAUAUCGAUCAGCUCGACCCAGAGCUCCAAGCGUAUCUCAAGACCAACACUUACGUCCGCUGGGAUGAUCCAUGGUUCUGGGAUAAGCUACACUACGCCAUGCCCCGUAAGCGCUGCCCAAAGCACGAUCAGGCAACUGGCAACAUUCCCAUGUUGUCUUUGAACAAGCAACCCGCGGUACAGAUUAUAGGGUCUAUUAUAUGACUUGAGUGUUAGCGAAAAAGUGUCAAAAAUGCUGAUUUUCUAUUAUGGUCCGUGUUAGACAACUUGUCUCUGGUUAUAUAUCUAACUGAACGAAGAACAUUUGCAUUACUUGCCUCAAACGGAGACCGUUUUUUGUCUAAUAGCAUUCCGUCAGGUUAAAGCUACGGAAAGCGUUUUGUUUAAAGGUUUUAUCACAAAUUGAAUAUUUCAAAACUACACGGAUUGCAUGUUACAUGUAGAAUGGAUUUUUUGUAAUAAUUCACUAUACAAAGAGUGAGAAUAACAAAAUCCUCAGAAAGUAGAAAAACAUUACACAAGCACUACCUAGAAUGACAUCGCCAAAAACAUUUAAAGAACGACAUUUAAUAAUACACCAUACAUAAUAAUAAUUAGAAAAUUGUACGAUACUUCCUACGUUUUAUGUUGCACUUUAAAACAAAGUUUAAAACAAACAAAACGAUUUCACAUCAAUUUGGGCAACAAUGUUUCGAGUCAACGAAAGAAGUCUCUAACAAGUGUAAGAAAUUAUCCUCUCGAGUUGACUACCAAUUAACGACUGCUUUAUUCCCCUUAAUCAUUUACACAUACACUUACAUUCCUAACCGUAACUCUAACUUAACCAAUACCUAUACCUAUUAUUACAACCCUCACCCAUACUUAUACCCAUUGUUACACAAGCUUGUAUAAUACCGAUGUUGUUUCCAUUCGUGUAGGGUGGUUUUAUUUGACCCUUUUCCGUUUGAAUCAGAUAAUCGGCAUUUAUGUCACUCACGGAAAAUCCCGUACCACCGCCAACUUUAAAAACCCUGCAUAUCUCCAAAAAAGGUGCGAUCUAUCAAAGAUAAUUCAACAGACUGGUAAUGUAAUAAAUUAAUAGCAACGAUGCAAAAAUUAUAAUAGAAUGUAGCGUCUAAUAAAAACAUAACCGCCAUAUGCCGAUUUUCUGAACUUAUUUACUACCACACAACCGAAGAGCCAGUUCUUGCAAAAGGGGGGGGGGGGGGGAGGAGGUGAGAUUGCCAUUUGCGGAUUUAACCCACGACGGACAUGUUAACGACUGUACCACCGUUCUUGUUCUACCACCUUUAUUAUUCUUCUUCUUUGGCACAACAACUGCUGUCGGUCAAGGCUGUCAAGACUAGUGUGACCGUAUUAAUACACGAUGCGCAAUCUCAGAUUGCGCAUAUAUUCGUUUUAUCAAAACAUAAGUCAUUUCGCGUAGCCAACCCUGAGCUUUAAACGUCAUUUCCAUACAUUUUCAGAUUGCGCCAAGAUUGCGCAUAAAUUUUCAAGAUUAUAUGUCCGAGGUAUAUAAAAUUUUUUUGACAGAUAAAUAUAUCAAACCGACCCGUUUGACAGAUAAAUAUAUGCGCAAUCUGAGAUUGCGCAUCGUCUAUUGCUACGGUGACAGCGAUUACCAACUGUCAGAUUCGGCACAGUUUGUUUUGUUGGGACAAAUUUUGCAAACACAAAAUAUUUUCAAACACGUUUUUUUAUGCAAGCAAUAUGCAGUAUAAACCAUACAUUUCAGUACAUCGUCACAACUUUAAUUUUGUUAAUACUGCAACAACCACAAGAAACCUUGCCGAAUCCGACCGUUGUGCAAUCGAAGGCGAAAAUUGUGUUACUAAAUUGGACAGAGUAGCUUACACCAUCUGGCGUGUGAGCAAGUGGUGGACAGCGGUGUCUCUAAAAACGACUAUUGUUAUAAACAAGUGGACAGUUUAUUGGACUAGUAAACCCUGUAACAGUCACAUGAGAAAUUGUCGCUCUCAUCCAAGGUGUUAUAAAUGACAAGGUGAAGUUGUUCAGAGCAAAAUGACAUUUCUCGACUUGACAUUUCUCUUCCGUGGGCUCCGGUAUAAAAAUCGGGGAGGGCUGGUGCGGGGUAAUGAAAUUUGUAUGCAGAGAAUGACAGAUGUCCCCCACAAUGUCGCCCAGCAAAAGCGAUAAAAAUCAACCUUCUAAAUACAUUAUCCUUGCUCUCAUCGCUCUCUUUCCAUGCGCUGAAAAACUGUGACGUCAGGCUUCCGGUCAAGUGUUAAGCACCGCAGCAACUCAUGAGCGUAAGAGAUAGCGCUAUGGAGGGAAUGAGCACGGAAGACGCCUGACCAAUGGCGUAGGGGGAAAAAGGGUAGAAAUACAAUAGAAAGUCGAUUAUCCGGGGACGGAUUAACCGGCGGACGGCUUAACCCAAAGUGGGUUUAUUAUACAGGUGGGCUUAUCCCGAACAAUUUGACAGGCUGGGUGAUGGGUCAUCGGAAUCGCAUCCACGGCUCGGAAUGGCUUCCGAGCAUUGCAACUCCGGCUCCGAUUCCGAAUAAUUCAAACCGUCGAUUCCGCCCGGAGCCGUCCGGAACCGUUCAGAGCCGUCGGAGCCGUUCGGAGCCGUCUGGAGCCGUCCGGAGCCGUUGGAACCUUUGGAGCCGUCGGAACCUUCGGACCCGUCGAAACCUUUGAGCCGUUGGAACCUUUGGAGCCGUCGGAGUCGUCCGGAGACGCUAGUCAGCAGCUGGAGCCGCUAGUCGGCAGCCGGAGCCGGUCGUAGCCGACGGAGCCGGUUAGAGCCAUCGCAGUCGUUGUAACAGCCUAAGUCGGCUACGACGCUACGACGGCUCCAACCGGCUCUGGUGGCUACGUCGGUUCCGACGGCUCCAACGGCUCCAACGGUUCCGACGGCUCCGACCAGCUCCGGAUGGCUUCAAUCGGAACCGGCUGCCAACGGGCGGCUCCGGACGGCUCUGACGGCUCCAACGAUUUCGACGGCUCCGACCGGCUCCGGCUGCCGACUAGCGGUUCCGGACGGCUCCGACCGGCUCGGAAUUUUGCACCUACCUUCCGAAACCGCUUCCGAUUUUGGCGGAGUCAUUCGGAAGCGAUACCGUAUUGUUGUUGAAUUUACCCAUCACUACAGUGCUGUAGAAAAAUUAAAACGAAAUGACAGGAGGGGAUUCGAUCAUUUGUUGUUUGUUUGCGUGUGAAUUCCAAUGGCUGUUUUGGUUGAUGUGUCGUAGGGUGGGUGAAAAGAUACGUAGCGGAAUUUGGGGCAAGUGUGCCAUACGGGGCAAGAGUACCACCAAGCAUUUUUCCUUAAAAACUUUAGUUUAAUGAUCAAUUGUGUAUACAGUUGGUUGCUUUCCAAUGACUAGGUAUACUGAGCCGAAUUUCAUACAGACCAAUCGAUAUUUCCCAUUGUUUUGAACUGAUUUACGUUGAGUUUCAAAAUUGAGCAGAAUAUUAUAAUUUUUUAAUCCAACCAAAUAAGCUCUCAAAAAUCAUGCGAACAAUCAACCGAGGAAAUAUUUACACCACCGUAUAGCUGAGAAAACGUGAUUUUUUUGUGGGGUUAGUUGAAAAAAACUUUCUUUUUGUCACUGAAAAAUUCAAUUUCAAAAAAGUUACAACUUUUGGGGCAAAAGAGCCAUCUCUAUUUGGGGCAAGUGUGCCACCAUUUUUCAUAGGCGUGAGCUGUCAAAAAUGUAAACAUUGUUGUAGCGUUCACCGGUAUGGUGCGCUUUUACGAGCGGAUUCUACUCCGGAAAAACAGACCAGCAACAACCUAUAUUGCGAUACAGUUUGUGAUGAAAAUGGGUUCAUUGGUGACUCAAGACAUGUAGUAAUACAUACACUAGUGGUACAAACGUAAUAAUUUCCAAUUAUCUUAGAAAUACGGUUAUUUUAACCAGGUGGCCAUCUUGCCCCAUACGAGUGGCACUCUUGCCCCAUAGCCCAAAAAACAACGUCUUUUUGGACACUUUUUAAAACGCUUCAAAAACUGUUUUGUUUACAAUUUUUUCAAGCGAAACUCAGUUAUAAGUGAGGAAAUAGAUGUAAAAUGGUUAUGAGAUUUAAAUCGGCUUUUGAAAAACACGUUUUAGUGAGUUAUAACUUGAAAUGCUUAAGGUGGCACACUUGCCCCAAAUUCCGCUAUCACGUAUACGUUCAUUCAAUAUGGUUUUCCCGCCAAAACUAUAAGCCCACCUAGUCCCUGUACCCACUUUGGGUUUAACCCAAGGACUGUAUAGGAACGAGGUCAAGAAAACUCAUCAAACCGUAAAACCAUUAUUAUUAAAAGAGGCAUCAAUACAUUUUGUGAAACAUUCAAUAACCAAUUUACAAUUUUCUUAUGAGCACCAGACUGAUUUAUCAUUUUUAUCACAAUUAAAAUUUGAAGCCGUUCUCGUAGUACAGUCGUCACCUCGUACGACUGACCAACAUGCCCGUCAUGGGUUCAAUCCCCAAAUAGACCGCGCCGCCAUAUGUAGGACUGACUAUCCUGCUAUGGGGGGGAAUCAAUUAGUGACUGAAAGCCAAGCCCACAAGUGGGUACAGGCAGGCCUUGACGGACAUCGGUUGUUGAGCCAAAGAAGAAGAAGUAGAAAAUUUGGACCGAAAUUGGCUCUUAGAUGUCAAACUGCCUGUAACGAACUUUUGGCUAGUUUUCAAAUCGUUCUACAUUACUUGACCUUGUUCCUACACAGUCCUUGAUCGUGGCGAACAUUUUCUGCGAUGAUCGGGUUAGUAAAAACAUUUGUUGUGCAGCUAUCUACUGGUUAGUGAAAUAUUCUUUUAAAUGCAGCUAUCUACUGGCUAGUGAAAUAUUCUUUUAAAUGCAGCUAUCUACUGGCUAGUGAAAUAUUCUUUUAAAUGCAGCUAUCUACUGGCUAGUGAAAUAUUCUUUUAAAUGCAGCUAUCUACUGGCUAGUGAAAUAUUCUUUUAACUUCAUUUUUGAAAAAAAGACCAUUGAUAAAUCUAUUGUUAUUGAUUCAAACAAUAUUGUACUAGUGAUUAAUCGAUUGGUUUAUGGUGAAUUCUUUGGAAAACCAGUGAAUUUUAUAAUUUUUAGAUGAAUUCGACAUUUCCUGGACCAUUAUCCGCUUCCAAUCGUAAAACCUUUUUCCUAGCGUGGGCCGAAUCGAUUGGUCCGAUACGGUUCUUCUUUUUAUUGACUACAGGCGUCCCCCGAGUUACGACCCCCUCGAGUUACGACGAUUCGCAGAUACGACGAUUUUGAUUUUGACAGUGAAAAGUUGUCAGUGAGAAGAAAUUGCUGUAUUUUUUUGAAUUUCUGUGCUGAAAACCGUUAUAAACACAUUUCCAAAGAUUCUACAACUAGCCGAUCUUUGAUAUUUUUAUCGCGUAAAUGACUUUCGGUGUAAAAUUAAUACAUUAUCAAACAUUAUUUCAAAUAAAAAUCACGAUAUCAUAGAUUUCGCCUCUUCAACUUCGGUUUUAAACUUAACAUUGACAGAUAUUCGACAUACGACUAUUUUGACUUACGCCUUGCAUUGGGCCAUUUUUUCAGUCCCAAAUACAGUCGUAUCUCGGCGGACACCUGUAUUCGUUAUGGUGACGAUUUUAAGAGCUUGAAAACAAAGGUUUCGCUGUGGAAAAUUUCAACGGCUAGAAACCAUAUGGUUCAACGAUAGCUUUUUAAAAUUAUUUAUAAAAAAAAACAUUAGCAACUGAAUAAUAAGGUUUAAAUAUAUGGAACUAUAACUGAAAAUUAAUACGUUUAGUGAAAUUCAUAUGUAAGUUUUAUUGCGUUUCAAAAUUUGCUGUCAAACACACUUCAAUGAAUAAUUCGCGAGUAUACUCUCUCUCCCUUUCUCUCUCUCUCUCUCUCUCUCUCUCUCUCUCUCUCUCUCUCUUUCUCUCUCUCUCUCUACUGGAGCAGAUUCCCAUGCUCUGCGCCUACUCGCACACCAGUGCAUUUACAAUACGUAUACAGCCUAGUUCUCUUCGUAGUUUCCUUCCGCUCUCAUGUCCUGCUAAACGCAUGCGUGCGUUAUUUUUCGCGCGUGCACACAUAUACUUACGCAACUUUGUUGUGCGUCAACAACCCCCAUAGUAGGAUAGUCACAGUCCUACGUAUGGCAGCACGGUCCAUUUGAGGCUUGAACCCAUGACGGGCAUGUUGUUAAGUCGUACGAGUUGACGACUGUACCGGAAGACCGGCUUACUUUUGGUACUACGCUCGGUAUAAAAGAGGUCAUAAAUUUUGGCUCAUUUGACAAGUGUGUUGGUAACAUCAGAAUAAGUUGUGUAGUAUGCCAUUGCAAUGCAUCAAUGCUAUCAGAAUGGAAAAAAAUAAAAAAUUUAGCAGUAUUCCUAUACUGCUUGGACUGGUGUCUAGGUGAUCCUUUUAAUUGAAUAUCAGUUUAAGCUUGGGUAGGUAACCCAGUUAAUCACAACUGUUAUCAAAAAUAUUUGUUUACAGUCUGUUCCCGAGUUACACGGAUUGUGCGUUCCCAAGGAAUCCGUGUAACUCGAAUAUCAGCGUAUGUCGAAUUUCACGAUUUUCGUCCAAUUUAGUUCAAUUUAGUACUUUUAUACAUUUUAUAAUUUAUUUGAUACGAUUCGUGCAGAACAUUAUGAUAUUUUUGGCUUUUAAGUGAUUUUAAUUUAUUGGCAAAAAUGCAAUUUAUAGUGCAUUGGAAUUCUUGAAGCAAAUUGUACUGAUUUGACUUUGAUCUGUCAAAGGGGCCCUUCACGAUUCUAGUCAGCUUUUUUUACAUGGAAUUUGACAGUUGGAGGUUGAAAUCAUGUAAACACUCCAUAUAAAACCACACACAAAACUAGACUGCGAUUUUCAGUGUAGAUCAGCAGUCGGCAAAAUCCGACCCGAGAGUCAAAUGCGGAUUUGCCUGAUUUUUAAAGAUAAGAAAAAACUAUACGUAUAAAAAGUUGCUGAAAAACUUAUAGCAUGAAAUUUCAUUCCGUCCACCCACCGUACUCGUCCACCCUUGAUUAUCAUGAUAUGGAUUGAUGGACUAAUCAUUACCGGGGUUUUCAGAAGUUCUGAUAACUUUGAAACACUUUCGUGACUCUACGGCAUACUUUUUGGACAGGCUCAUUAAAAAUACAAUAAAGUCUCGAUUCAAUUUUUUAUAAUAACUUUACAAGCGUCUUUCAGCAGUUAAAUUUUGUGAGUCGAUGUAUAUAGUGACAAUGUAAAAAUGAUGCACUUUUAUAAAUCAUAAAAUUCAAACCAGAUUCUAUUUAUCUGCGGCAUCGAUGUCUACAACUUCUUUAAGUAGUAAAAUUAUAUUUAUUUUAAUUUAUUUAAAAUCUUUUUUACUUGUGUUUUUUUUAUAACCGCACGUAAACGCUUUUCAAAGUCAUUGCAAGCCGCAAGCACAACUUCGUCGAAGCCUUACGGUUUGAAGCUGGACCCUGUUGAAAGCAAAAACUGUUUUUUCUCACAUUUAUUUUUGAUCACAGUAAAAGGCUUUUGAUAAUGAAAAACUAUGACGAUUCCCCUUUGGCCAAUAUAGCUCCCCAAAACAACUCAGGUGAUGAAUUUUUAUAUCGUUUGACUCCUUGUAUAUCAUGAAGCCGUUAAGUGUUGGUAUAUCAUAACAUGCUCCAUAAAUACGAUCAUUUUGCUUGUUCAAAGCUACCACAAUAGCAAUCAAUUUUUUAUCCAAAAAAAUAAUCUUUGUGACCAGGAUGCGCUUCAAGCAGCAACUUUUAUCGGACUACCGUGCUACUAUUACAAUUAUUUUUAAUGAUAAGAAUUAAAUAAUCCUUAACCUUGCUUGAAUGAUAUUCUUACAUAAAAACAUCGCGAAAGAAAUAGUUUAAAAUUAGCAGUCGUUAAAAAUUAGCCAGAGUCGUUUUAAAUUGCUAGAAUUUUGGUUAAUUUUCACGACUGGUCAUAUGCCGUCGUUAAACAAACGACAGUCCAGAGCGUAUGCGAUACAAAUUAACAGUCUUUAAUUGCAGUGCUCGAUUUUUCCCCCGUGUUUGCCUAUAUGCGAUAUCGUGCAGUCGUUAACUGUUUUGACGAUCGUUUAUUUUAACAGGAAUGAACAACAAAUGAACUCGGUUAAACCAAAAUGAACUUUAAAUGACUGUUAAAAUGUGCUCAUUUAUUCGAGAUGCCGGCUAAUAUCACCAAUCGUAUUGCUUGAUAUCAUUAUCCGACUAUUUGAUUUGAAAUCUUUUAUAAUGUCACAAUUUGAGUGCUAAAUUAACUGGACCGGCUCUUGAUUAUUUACACCAUUUGGCCCUUUACCUCAAAAGUUUGCCAUGCGCUGGUCUUGAUUAUUUUAUCCUUUAAGUUGUAAUUAGAUUCGAACAC